AUGCCAUUAUAUUGCCUCCUUCCUCUUCUUCUCUCCGCUUUAGGCAAGCCAACCGAGCGUAGUUGGCCCGGCAUCUCAGAGCAUCCACAAUUAGCAAAAGCGUUGGCCUCUUACCCGGCGCAUCCUGGAGAACCAGGUGGUCUCCUUUUACUGGCCCCUCGGCUCAAUCGGUCAGGUCAUGCCCUACUCGCUAGUCUGCUGCGUUACGACGGGCCGAGGCGCAUUUCUGCUACAGAUGCUCUGGACCAUCCAUACUUCACUGACCCACUUGUCUCUAGCCUACCCACCAAGGCGUUGGCUCGCCUUCCACCUCAGGCCAGUGUCUUUGAAGUGCCUGAUAUGAGGCUUGCUCGCGAUGCUGCCAAUCCCGGCACAAUGGCACACAGGUAG
Messenger RNA from Protopolystoma xenopodis, 390 nucleotides. Lineage: Eukaryota; Metazoa; Platyhelminthes; Monogenea; Polystomatidea; Polystomatidae. The record is from the annotation of a GenBank genome assembly.